CUUCCGUACAGACGCUCCAAAACAUGGCGACCUCCAUGUGCUAACGUGAGAGGAGCCAGGAGAGUAAACUGAAGCCGCGAAAAACUGAAACCUGUCUGCUCCUCUACAUCCCUUCUACAUACAACCCCCCCCUGGAACAUUAGGAAAGCAGUGUCCGCGUGCAGGCGGGCGAAACAGGCGGUUCACCUGGAUGCUGGUGCUGACAGCUCGUUUUCUCCCCCUCAUCACCUCCCAUCAUCCUCUCUGCUCCCUGUCAGCCAGGCGCACAUUUCCGUGGAUCUCCGGAAGAGCCGCUGCUGCCAUCAUCAGAGGACUGGGAUCCAUGGAGCCUCCGAAGACUUCCUCCGAGGUUCCCCCCACCACCAAACCUCCUCCUCCCACAGCGACUGACUCUGCAGCAGAGGAGGAAAAGGAAGUUCCUGUUGGACUGUUACCCGGGGAGACGGUAGUGAAGGAGGGCAAGGCGGCCAUAUUGUUUCCCAGUGCUAACGAGGUGUUCUACAACCCGGUGCAGGAGUUCAACAGAGACCUGACAUGUGCAGUGCUCACAGAGUAUGCCAGAGAAGUGAUGGCUCAGCGGGGGGUGAAGGUGGUGGUGCCGGGGGAGACGGAGAGGGUGGUGGUGUCUCUGUCGGAGGAGACGACGGAGGCCGACGUACAGAUGGAGGCCGACGUUCAGACGGAGGAGAAAAACGGAGCGGAGCCUCCAACCGAAACUGCAAAAGUGGGGGAGAAAUGUGAGCGUGGUCUCCGAGUGCUGGAGGGUCUGGCGGCGUCCGGUCUGCGCUCGGUGCGUUUCGCUCUGGAGGUCCCCGGCCUGCGGAGCGUCACCGCCAACGACUUCUCCACCAAGGCCGCCGCGCUGAUCGCCCGCAACGCCGAGUACAACGGGGUCCGACACCUGCUGAGCGCCAGCUGCAGGGACGCCAGCAUGCUGAUGUACGAGAUGCGAGGGAAGAAGGAGCGCUACGACGUCAUUGAUCUGGAUCCUUACGGGAGUCCUUCUGCCUUUCUGGACGCAGCUGUGCAGUCCGUCGGGGAGGGAGGCCUGCUGUGUGUAACGUGUACCGACAUGGCGGUGAUGGCAGGAAACAGCGGGGAGACCUGCUACAGCAAAUACGGCUCCGUCUCCAUCAAAGCCAAAUACUGCCACGAGAUGGCGCUGCGUAUCAUCCUGCACAGUCUGGACCAGCGGGCGGGGGUGUACCAGCGCUACAUCCAGCCCCUGCUCUGCGUCAGCGUGGACUUCUACAUCCGGGUGUUUGUACGCGUGUUCACGGGACAGGCCACGGUCAAGAACUCUGCCAGUAAGCAGGCUCUGGUCUACAACUGUGUGGGCUGCGGAUCCUUCCACCUGCAGAGGAUGGGCCGGAGAACCAGCAACGGGAAACAUGUGAAGUAUUCCUCAGCCACCGGACCCCCAGUCGGACCGCACUGUGACAUCUGUGGGCAGAGACAUCAGCUCGGGGGUCCCAUCUGGGCCGAGCCCCUCCAUGACGUUGCUUUCGUGCAGAAGGUUCUCGACGCCGUGUCGGUGAACCCGUCCAGAUUUGGGACGUCCAAGCGGAUCGAGGGCAUGCUCAGUAUGGUGACAGAGGAGCUGGAGGACGCUCCUCUCUAUUACACUGUGGACAGUCUGAGCAGCACGAUACACUGCAACACCCCCCCACUGCUGCAGUUCAGGUCGGCUCUCCUUCACGCCGGUCACAGGGUCUCUCUCUCUCACGCCUGCAAGAACGCCAUCAAGACGACGGCGCCUCCCGCAGACAUCUGGGACAUCAUGCGCUGCUGGGAGAAGUCCAAUCCUGUGAAGAGAGAGAAGCUGUCAGAGACAAGCCCCGCCUUCAAGAUCCUCUCCACUGAGCCCAGCUCAGAAGCCUGCUUCACAGUGAGGGAGGACGCCAACCCUCAGUCCCGUAAACGCCACCUGACCCGCUUCCAGGAGAAUCCGCAGGCCUUCUGGGGGCCCAAAGCAAGAGCCAAGGCCGGUGGCAGUUUAACAACCAGUCUGCAGGACAAGAAGAAGAGGUGCCAGAACAAGAGGAAGAACCAGUCCACAGAGUCUGGAGAGCUCAAAAGCUUCCACUGCAAGAAGUUCAAACAGGGAACGUGCACAAACGGAGACAAAUGCUGCUACUCUCACAACCUGGAGCCGACGAAAGAAGAGAAAAUAGAAUAAAUCUGUCCUCAGUUUUUUUGUUUUUUUUAAGUCAUUUUAUUUCUGGAGCAGCUGGAGAGCGUGAGGCAAUCAGCUGGAGUUUGAUCUGCACGACAAACCAUGAGACUGUUCGUACGCAGAGCAUGAGGAUGAUCACUUCAGAGCUUUUUGUUUUUGGUUUUGGGAUCUUUUGUUAUUUGACAGUCCAAUAAAGUCCUCAUGCUGACUUUGAA
Molecule: messenger RNA, 2391 nt
Organism: Eleginops maclovinus (Patagonian blennie)
Lineage: Eukaryota; Metazoa; Chordata; Actinopteri; Perciformes; Eleginopidae
Gene: trmt1
Product: tRNA methyltransferase 1
Exons: 16
Coding region: 191-2179 (662 amino acids)
Biological process (GO): tRNA N2-guanine methylation
Cellular component (GO): nucleus
Molecular function (GO): tRNA (guanine(10)-N2)-methyltransferase activity; RNA binding; metal ion binding
Source: RefSeq, a predicted model, not a curated record